UCCUAAAUAUUUUUAUGUUAUUUACAAAUACUCAAAAUUUAUAAUAUAAUAAUUAUUUUACUCUGUAUAUUUUGGUAUAUUAGAUAUAAUUAUUACUUUUAGUAUGCAUAUCAGUGUAAACCGCAAUAUUUAAAUGUGUUAUUACAAUUUUUCGCGUAAAUCUAAUUAGCUGGUAUUUAUUAUUGUUUAUUUCUUAAUUCUUUAUUAUUCUGAGUGAAUAAUAUAACGAAAAUGAGGUGUUGCGUUCAAUUCUGUACCAAUGAUACGAAACGGAUGACAAAGAGCCAAGGAAUCACUUUCCACUUGUUUCCGAAAGAAGCUAAUCUUCGCACUGCAUGGAUAGAAGCACUGAAUAUGAAGGACUGGGAGCCAAAAGAGAGGAGUUCAGUCUGUUCAGAACACUUCCAUAAAGAUGACUUCUACGACACAAAGUGUGGUCUCCGUAAAAUCAAGAAUGGGGCUGUUCCAGUAGUUGCUCAAGUGUGCAGGAUAUGUUUGGAAGUCAAUGUGAAAAUGUAUCACUUAUCAGAUAGUAAUUUGGAUGAUACAUUCCAGCAAAUUACUGGAAUAACGUUAAAUGAAGAAGACAGACUACCACAGAACCUGUGCUGGGAGUGCACCCAUCGACUGCAGUCCUGUAGGCGGCUGCGAGCGAAGGCGCUAAAGAGUCACAUAGCCAUGAUGAACGUGGUGCAGUCCAGCAGAUAUAUCACAAUACAUGAUAUACGAACAAUAGACAGAGCAGCGUUAAAAUCUAGUCUUGUAAAGAAAAUAAAUGAAGAGGACGACUUUGAUAUAUUUAUAAAUGACGAUGACGUUAUGUUAAAAGCAGAGACAAGAGCCGACGAAGAAGAAGAAAUGGCUCUCAUCAAACCGGAGAGUAAUGAAAUAGAGAAAGAGAUACAGAAGGAGAACGAUGAUGAGAAUCUACCAAUAGUUGAGAUUGAAGUGAAGGAUGAAAAUAAUGAUAAUGAAAUAUAUCUAGAUGAAUAUUUAGAUUAUGAUUCGGAAGAUGAUAAGAAGUUGAGUGAAGUGUUUGUGAAGCCAAAGACGAAGGUGAAAAAAAAGAAGUUCAAGUCAGAGAAGGGGAGGGUGAAGAAGAGAGCGAGGAAAUGUGAAGAUGAUGACAAUCCAACUGCAGCUAUGGAUAAGUACAAAAACUCAGAUGUGAAACGUAGAAAAGCAAGCGACGGCCUCGACGAAACUCUAUUCACAGUUAUAAAACUGACUUACGACGAACAGAUCGCUGAAAUUCAGAAGCGCCAGGAAUCCUCCACUUACAAGAACGCGCCGUACAAAUGUACAGUUUGUUACAGGGGCUUCCAAAUACAGGACAGAUAUGACGCGCACGUGAUACGGCAUAGUGAUGCAAGUGGUGCUUUUGAAUGCUUUAUAUGCAAGAGUCGACUGAAAACAGCCCGAGCGCUUCGGAAGCACCUCACUGCACAGCACACAGAGAAGUUCAGUUGUAAUGGAUGUCCAUUUGUCACAAGAAACAGGGGCGUGGCACGCGAGCACGAGAAGUGGCACGCCGGCACGCGCUACCAGUGUCCGCACUGUCCCAGUGAAUUUGAUAAGCUAACUACAUACAUGGGUCACAUACGCAUCAAACACGUGUCGGAUUUCGUGUGUGAACUGUGCGGGUACACGUUUGUGAGUAAAAAGGGCAUAGAUGUACACAAGAGGAAGAAACACCGAGUGGCCAGAGACAAGCCGGUGCCAUUGGAAGGUCCGUACUGCGCCGUUUGUGAUGUAACUUUUGUGUCUGAAGAGGCGCACUCGAGGCAUUUGAAGUUAUCAUCGAAGCACAGCAGCGACAAUGAUCCGAACCGCAUCAGGAACGACUCGCAAAGCAAGAGUUCGAAGUACGGCCGCGUGGUCCGGCAUAUAGAGCGGAGGCCCGUCAUACACCCGCGCGUUGAUGGUGACCGAGAGAGGCAAGACUGCGCCGGGCCAGUCACCUGCGAACAGUGCGGAGUCCAGCUACGCGAUUUAAGAUUGUACGCGCAACACUUCCGGCGAGCGCACCCGGACAAGAAUCGAACCAAGUACCCCGCGAUGAAGACGCCCUGCAUGUGCGAACAGUGCGGCAGAAUAUUUCAGAGCAUGGCUCUCCUGAAAGACCACAUGUGGGUGCACACGGGAGAGAAGAGGUUCAAGUGCGACCGCUGCGAUAAAAGCUUCACGCAGAAGACGAACCUGGUGUUCCACCUGCGUGUCCACAGCGCCACCCGCCCCACCUACGAAUGUCCGCUGUGCGGGAAACACUUCGCCUUCUUCAACAACAGAAGACGGCACAUGUUUAUCCACACGGGGCUGAAGCCGUUCAAGUGCGAGACGUGCGGCAAGUGCUUCACGACGGCGGGCGAGCAGCGCGCGCACGUGGACCACGUGCACCUCAAGAAGCCCUGGCCCAAGCGAGCCCGGGGACCGCGCCCCCACCACGACCACGACCACUCCGCCGCCGCCUGGCAGAAGUGCGCGCUACUGGAGGACUAGCACCAGCGCCGCCGCUCUACUCUCACUACAGAAUGAGUAGUGACCUAAAAGAACUAGUACUCAAGUCUCCAGGCCCGUGUAUGCAUAUGUCGAACUGACCCGUUAGAAGGUACAGUGACGUACAAAAAUAGUCCCCAAUAAUAGCUGUGUAAAUUAAUUAAGAAUAAGUAGUGAUCUAAAAAACGAAUACUCAAGCCGAGAGAAGAAAGAAUUUUCCAUAGAACGAGAGGAAUUUUGUUCUGCUGUUUUCCUUGACAUUCAGCAGGCAUUUGAUAAGGUGUAGCACGAAUGGCUUCUCUAUAAAAUAGAGUCUUUCCCAUUCUUUCUUUUAGCUCUCAAAGUCCUAUUUACAUGAUAAGAUCUUCCAAGUAAAUGAAGAGGAUGCCUGCUCAAGCUCUAUGAAAUCGGAGUGGGUGUACUGCAAGGAUCUGUGCUUGGACCAUAUCUCUACCUUGUUUACUGCUGAUAUGCCGAUGACUAAUGUCACGACAGCUGCAUUCGCAGAUGAUAUAGCUAUUUUAAACAGCUAUGCAAAGCCCGAGUUAGCUACUGCGACAUUGCAAGCACAACUUGAGAAAAUAGACAUUUGGAUAAGAAAUGGAGACUUAAAUUACACUAAAUCUACAGACUCACAUUGUCAUCUGCCAACAAAUCCGAUUAUAGUAAACAUACUGAUUGCAGAUGAACAACGAACAAAAAAAGAUAGUUAAAAUUGAUUUGUCUAUGUAUAAUCAUAAAACAGCUAGUAAUCAUACACAAUUAAACAUUCCAAAUACAUAUUGUUGUAAUUUUAGUGUACUCAUAACUCUGUGUAUUCUAACAAAAGUUGACUAAAAUGAAUAUACGCAGAAAUAACGCUGGACAACGGCACCAGUAAAAGAUAAGAUGCGCAUGAGGUCAGGUCAGUUGUCCCAUCCUGGUAAAUUCAUGGUGAAUUUCCAGGGGUACCACUUGGAGGUCAACCAGGCAUGGUACAUUGCUAACAAUAGGGUUAUUAGUCCACAUUACUAACAAUACCCUUCACCCAAUCUACAAGGUUAGAGAGCUUUUAUGUCUUCGUACAACAUUAAGUGUUUUAGGUUGGCAACCCUGAUCCUUGGUUAUGUCGAUAAAGAUCUCAAUAUGAAAACUACUUGUAAUGGCAAUACUGUCUAUAAAUUAGUUGUGUGCGUGUGCAUUGCAUGUGUGUGUUAGUGAACUUUUUUUGUGAGAUAUUUCAUAUAAAAAUACUUUAUUUUGUAUAUGAAUUUUAGCUGUUUUGUUUAAAUAGUAAAUUACUUUGACUAGGGGCAUAUUACAUUAUAAAUUAUAGCAGUUCAUUAUAAACUGAAUAUCUAUACAUAUAAGUAAAAUUGGAAGCUCUGUAGUAUUAAAAACGGUUAUUUCAAUAUUAUAAUAUUGAAAUAACCGUUUUUUAACUACAUACAUGAGUAUAAAAACGGUACAUACACCAAAAUAACGUCUUACUAUCUUUGUCUGUUUG
Molecule: messenger RNA, 3982 nt
Organism: Achroia grisella
Lineage: Eukaryota; Metazoa; Arthropoda; Insecta; Lepidoptera; Pyralidae
Product: zinc finger protein 616-like
Exons: 14
Coding region: 232-2499 (755 amino acids)
Biological process (GO): regulation of transcription by RNA polymerase II
Cellular component (GO): nucleus
Molecular function (GO): DNA-binding transcription factor activity; zinc ion binding; RNA polymerase II cis-regulatory region sequence-specific DNA binding
Source: RefSeq, a predicted model, not a curated record